AUGAGAAGCUUUGGGAAUUUGGGGCAAUUGCCUCUACUAGCAUUUGCUUUGGCAAUUUGCUUUGUAGCCAGCACUGUUGUUGCUGAUUACUCUUAUGGCUAUACUUCUCCUUCAACUUCUUACACCUCUAAGAAGUACUACAAAUCACCAUCUCCAUCUCCAUACUACAAGAAACCGGAGAAACAUGCUGAACAUUCUCCGUCACACUAUUACAAGUCCCCUACUCCUUCAAAGCACUACUACAAAUCACCGGUAGUAGUAAAGUAUUACAAAUCACCGGCUCCUUCAAAGAAAUACUACAAGUCGCCUUCCCCUUCAAAGUACUAUUACAAGUCGCAUGCCCCUUCUAAGAAGUACUACAAGUCACCAUCCCCUUCAAAGAAGUACUACAAAUCUCCAUCGCCUGCAAAAUACUACAAGUCGCCUGCUCCAUCAAACAACUAUUACUACAAGUCACCAUCCCCUGUAAAGUACUACAAAUCUCCUUCGCCUGCAAAAUACUACAAGUCGCCUGCUCCAUCAAACAACUAUUACUACAAGUCACCAUCCCCUGUAAAGUACUACAAAUCUCCAUCGCCUGCAAAAUACUACAAGUCGCCUGCUCCAUCAAAGAACUAUUACUACAAGUCACCAUCCCCUGUAAAGUACUACAAAUCUCCAUCGCCUGCAAAAUACUACAAGUCGCCUGCUCCAUCAAAGAACUAUUACUACAAGUCACCAUCCCCUGUAAAGUACUACAAAUCUCCAUCGCCAGCAAAAUACUACAAGUCACCUGCUCCAUCAAAGCAUUAUUACUAUAAGUCACCAUCCCCAUCACAAUAUUACAAAUCACCCGCUCCUUCUAAGUACUAUAAAUCGCCACCACCACCAACAUAUUACAAGUCACCAGUUUAUUACAAGUCCCCUCCCCCUCCACCAUACUACAAAGAAUCUACCCCUUACUACAAGUCUCCUCCUCCUCCUCCAUACUACAAAGAAUCUACCCCUUACUAUAAGUCCCCUCCACCACCCCCAUACUACAAAGAAUCUACCCCUUACUACAAAAUCUCCCCCUUACUACAAGUCCCCUCCAAAUCACCUCCACCUCCCCCAUACUACAAGGAAUCUACACCUUCAUAUAAAUCUCCUCCACCUCCACCAUACUACAAAGAAUCUACACCUUACUACAAGUCCCCUCCCCCUCCCCCGUACUACAAAGAAUCAACCUCUUCCUACAAAUCCCCACCACCUCCCCCAUACUACAAAGAAUCUACGCCUUCCUACAAGUCCCCACCACCUCCCCCAUACUACAAAGAAUCUACCCCUUACUACAAGUCUCCACCACCUCCCCCAUACUACAAAGAAUCUACCCCUUCCUAUAAGUCCCCUCCACCUCCCCCAUACUACAAAGAAUCUCCCCCUUACUACAAGUCCCCUCCACCUCCCCCAUACUACAAAGAAUCUCCCCCUUACUACAAGUCCCCUCCACCUCCCCCAUACUACAAAGAAUCUCCCCCUUACUACAAGUCCCCUCCACCUCCCCCAUACUACAAAGAAUCUCCCCCUUACUACAAGUCCCCUCCACCUCCCCCAUACUACAAAGAAUCUCCCCCUUACUACAAGUCCCCUCCACCUCCCCCAUACUACAAAGAAUCUACCCCUUACUACAAGUCCCCUCCACCUCCCCCAUACUACAAAGAAUCUACCCCUUACUACAAGUCCCCUCCACCUCCCCCAUACUACCCCUCCACCAAAGUACUAUGA
Molecule: messenger RNA, 1743 nt
Organism: Solanum tuberosum (potato)
Lineage: Eukaryota; Viridiplantae; Streptophyta; Magnoliopsida; Solanales; Solanaceae
Product: extensin-2-like
Exons: 2
Coding region: 1-1743 (580 amino acids)
Source: RefSeq, a predicted model, not a curated record